Molecule: messenger RNA, 1622 nt
Organism: Coccinella septempunctata (seven-spotted ladybird)
Lineage: Eukaryota; Metazoa; Arthropoda; Insecta; Coleoptera; Coccinellidae
Product: cell division cycle 20.2, cofactor of APC complex-like
Exons: 8
Coding region: 140-1489 (449 amino acids)
Biological process (GO): positive regulation of anaphase-promoting complex-dependent catabolic process; anaphase-promoting complex-dependent catabolic process; positive regulation of ubiquitin protein ligase activity
Cellular component (GO): anaphase-promoting complex
Molecular function (GO): anaphase-promoting complex binding; ubiquitin ligase activator activity; protein binding
Source: RefSeq, a predicted model, not a curated record
GAAAAAAUUCAGCAGAUGUUCAUUGUACUCAGAAUUCCGCUCAGAAAUACAAAUACUUCGCCUGUUCAAUAAAUUUCAAUUUUCUACGAUUGUUCGGGUGAAAUAAUUAAUAUUUUUAAUCAAUUCCUUCUCUGGUUUCAUGGAAUCCAACACAAGUCUCAAUUCUUCCUCUGAAAGAUUCAUUCCACUUCGAGGUAGUUCAUUUGGGUCUCUUCAAAUUUCUCAUAAGCUUCCCAGACCAGUCAGUUUGUCGUGUAGAGAUUAUUGCAGGAAAUUCACCAAGAAUGAUUCCGGAGUCAACUAUAUGCAAUAUUUCUACAAGAAAAGUCAAUAUAAGGAUUUGUUGAUAAAUACGCUGUUUCGAAGUCCACGUAGAGUAUUAUAUUUUUCUCCUGAACAGAAAGCAAGAAAGGAAAAUGAUAAAAACGAAGGAGGAAAUGAUUGGCCAGUUAAGGCAAGAAGAAAACCUCUAAUAACAUCUCCAGAAUACGUGUGUGACUUGGCACUCGCUGACACAUGUUUGGAUUGGACCAGACAAUCGUUAGAUUGGGGAUCCUCUAGUUCCAUAGGUGUUAUUCACAAGAGAUGCGUAUACACAUACAAUCCGGAUAAAGAUAUUACAUUUCAAACAUUAAUUGUUGGAGAAGAUGUGGGACAUUGCUUGAAAUGGUGUAAUGAUGGAAAACAGUUGGCAGUGUCUCUACGUGAAGGAGAAUUUGGGAUAUGGGAUUUGGAAAAAGGGAAGAUGUGGAGAAGAGGAGGUCAUCUCUCCAAAUUUUCGAAAGGUGAAGUAAGCCACAUCGCCACCACCAAUGGUUUCUUCGUCACGGCUCACAAAAACGGUAUGCUUCAAAUCUGGGACCAUAACCUUUUUCCUGUCGAACUUAAGUUCAGGGCACACAAGGGCACCAUACUGAGCGCAAAAAUUUCAUGCAACGGGAAAUAUUUAGCUACAAAUGGAACUGAUUCAUUCGUGAGGAUUUGGAGUCUACCACAUUGCGAAAAAAUCCUCGAGGCCCAAUGCGAAUACCCAGUCACUACAAUCGAUUGGCAUCCCUGGAAGGCCCCACUAUUGGCACUAGGGAGAUCUUCGAAAAAUAGCUUCAGCACAUUGUUGAAUGUCAACUGGCUUUCUGACCAAUAUAAAUUCAAUCCUUUCGAUUUUUCGGAUGUUAGAGUAGACUGCUUGGCUUUCAAUCCUGUUUCCGCCGAGCUGGUGUCGGCCAUCUGGUUAGAUCAUCCAACUGAAGAUAGCAAGUUUUCUCAUAAUAUUGUUGUGCAGAGUAACCUAAAUACGAUAGUUGAUGACAUAAACUUUCACUCAGGGAGGACUAUGUAUCUAUUGUGGGAUAAGGAAGGUAAAAGAUUAGCAACUAUUGGAACUGAUGAAAACUUAGCAGUAUGGAAGUUCUUCGGUAAGGAACAGAAGAAAAAAGUUGCGGUUAUGAAGAAAGACGCCAAUUUAUUCAGAGAGGGAGUCAUAAGAUGACACCAAAAUUAAUCUGAUCGUUUUAAUUGCGAAACUAAAAAUGUGCACUAUGUGUAUGUCAUGUCCGCAGAUAAACUAAGUGUUGUUGAUUGUCAUUGAAUAUCCGAAAUAGCUCUAACUUUUGGUUUUAGCG